AGAAAGUGUACUUUGGGUUCGAGAUUAAAUAAGAGUGGGGGAAGACGUCCGUAUAAAAGCGCUUUCACAGCUGAAUUCUCCAUAUUGUCUGAGCAAAAGCAGUGAAAUACAAAAGCGAUUUACUUCAAACUGUGAGUUUUCAGAGGCGUAAAGAUGCAGAUCUUCGUGAAGACUUUAACUGGUAAAACCAUUACUUUAGAAGUUGAACCCUCCGAUACAAUCGAAAACGUCAAAGCCAAGAUUCAGGAUAAGGAAGGUAUCCCCCCAGAUCAACAACGUUUGAUCUUCGCCGGCAAACAACUUGAAGACGGACGCACCUUGUCCGACUAUAACAUCCAGAAGGAAUCUACUCUCCACUUGGUUUUGAGAUUGAGGGGUGGUAUGCAAAUCUUCGUGAAAACACUCACUGGCAAGACCAUCACUUUGGAGGUUGAACCCUCUGAUACUAUUGAGAACGUCAAGGCCAAGAUUCAGGAUAAGGAAGGUAUCCCCCCAGAUCAACAACGUUUGAUCUUCGCCGGCAAACAACUUGAAGAUGGACGCACCCUUUCUGAUUACAACAUCCAGAAAGAAUCUACACUUCACUUGGUAUUGCGUUUGAGAGGAGGUAUGCAGAUUUUCGUCAAAACCCUGACUGGAAAAACCAUUACUUUGGAAGUUGAGCCUUCUGAUACCAUCGAAAACGUAAAGGCGAAAAUCCAAGAUAAGGAAGGUAUUCCACCAGACCAACAAAGAUUAAUUUUUGCUGGAAAACAGUUGGAAGAUGGGCGUACACUCUCAGACUACAACAUACAGAAGGAAUCUACUCUUCAUUUGGUGCUGCGUCUGAGAGGAGGCAUGCAAAUUUUUGUCAAAACCUUGACUGGCAAAACCAUUACUUUGGAAGUAGAACCUUCUGAUACUAUUGAAAACGUGAAAGCAAAAAUUCAAGAUAAAGAAGGAAUUCCCCCAGACCAACAAAGGUUGAUUUUUGCCGGAAAGCAGUUGGAAGACGGGCGUACCCUUUCUGACUACAAUAUUCAAAAGGAAUCCACUCUUCACUUGGUGUUGCGUCUUCGAGGUGGAAUGCAAAUCUUCGUCAAGACUCUUACGGGCAAAACUAUCACCCUCGAAGUUGAACCUUCCGACACGAUUGAAAACGUGAAAGCAAAAAUUCAAGACAAAGAAGGAAUUCCUCCAGACCAACAGCGAUUGAUCUUUGCUGGCAAACAACUAGAAGAUGGGCGCACUUUAUCCGACUACAACAUCCAAAAAGAAUCUACUCUCCAUCUAGUACUGCGUCUCCGAGGUGGCAUGCAGAUUUUCGUCAAAACCUUGACGGGAAAAACUAUCACAUUGGAAGUUGAACCUUCUGACACGAUUGAAAAUGUAAAAGCAAAAAUUCAGGACAAAGAAGGAAUUCCCCCAGAUCAACAAAGAUUAAUCUUUGCUGGUAAACAGUUGGAAGACGGACGUACUCUUUCCGACUACAACAUUCAAAAAGAAUCUACCCUCCACUUGGUGUUGCGUCUCCGAGGCGGUAUGCAAAUUUUUGUCAAGACUCUUACCGGCAAAACCAUCACCCUCGAAGUCGAACCUUCUGACACGAUUGAAAAUGUAAAAGCAAAAAUUCAGGACAAAGAAGGAAUUCCCCCAGAUCAACAAAGAUUAAUCUUUGCUGGUAAACAGUUGGAAGACGGACGUACUCUUUCCGACUACAAUAUUCAAAAAGAAUCUACCCUCCACUUGGUGUUGCGUCUUCGAGGUGGUAUGCAAAUUUUUGUCAAGACUCUUACCGGCAAAACUAUUACCCUCGAAGUCGAACCUUCUGACACGAUUGAAAACGUGAAAGCCAAAAUUCAAGACAAAGAGGGAAUACCUCCAGACCAACAAAGAUUGAUUUUUGCCGGUAAACAGUUAGAAGAUGGCCGCACUCUCUCGGACUACAACAUCCAGAAAGAAUCCACACUCCAUUUAGUAUUGCGUCUCCGAGGUGGCAUGCAAAUUUUCGUUAAGACUUUGACUGGGAAAACUAUCACUUUAGAAGUAGAACCCUCAGACACUAUUGAAAAUGUUAAAGCUAAGAUUCAAGAUAAAGAGGGCAUUCCUCCAGAUCAACAAAGGUUGAUCUUUGCCGGCAAACAACUCGAAGAUGGACGCACUUUGUCGGACUAUAAUAUUCAAAAAGAGUCAACCUUACAUUUAGUAUUGCGUCUUAGAGGAGGUAUGCAAAUCUUCGUGAAGACUUUGACAGGAAAGACUAUUACUUUGGAAGUUGAACCAUCAGAUACGAUCGAAAACGUAAAGGCCAAAAUCCAAGAUAAGGAGGGUAUUCCUCCAGACCAGCAGAGAUUGAUCUUUGCGGGAAAACAGUUGGAAGAUGGCCGAACACUUUCAGACUACAAUAUCCAAAAAGAAUCUACUCUUCACUUAGUUUUACGUCUUCGCGGGGGACAGUAAUUUUCUGGAAAUUCUAUGCUUAAUAUUUUUUUACUUUUUGUUACAAGUUUCCUGAAAUUAUGAAUAGAGAAUAAAGAUUGAUGGCUUAA
Molecule: messenger RNA, 2528 nt
Organism: Tribolium madens (black flour beetle)
Lineage: Eukaryota; Metazoa; Arthropoda; Insecta; Coleoptera; Tenebrionidae
Gene: Ubi-p63E
Product: polyubiquitin-C
Exons: 2
Coding region: 154-2439 (761 amino acids)
Biological process (GO): modification-dependent protein catabolic process; protein ubiquitination
Cellular component (GO): cytoplasm; nucleus
Molecular function (GO): protein tag activity; ubiquitin protein ligase binding
Source: RefSeq, a predicted model, not a curated record